Molecule: messenger RNA, 2415 nt
Organism: Drosophila teissieri
Lineage: Eukaryota; Metazoa; Arthropoda; Insecta; Diptera; Drosophilidae
Gene: Dop1R2
Product: dopamine receptor 2
Exons: 3
Biological process (GO): adenylate cyclase-activating adrenergic receptor signaling pathway
Cellular component (GO): membrane
Molecular function (GO): G protein-coupled receptor activity
Source: RefSeq, a predicted model, not a curated record
AUGGUGGAGGACAAUGGUUCGUCGCCGGAAGCGGAAGGAGCGGAAGGAGCCGGCGCACCCCUCCUGGCGCUCCUCCGGGUGGAUGGGCUCAAUCAGACGCAGACCCGCCCGCCCUCGCCGUCGUUCUUCGGCAGCUACAACAUCUCCGAGGACGUCUACUUCUACUUCAAUGGGUUGCCCACGAGCACGGAGCUCGUGCUGAACGCCACCACCUCCGCCACCAGCACCACCUUGAGUCCGGGAUUGGUGGGAGCUGGAGGCGGUGGCACCACCACGCCGGAACCCGAUCUCUCCGAGUUCCUGGAGGCCCUGCCCAACGACCGCGUGGGUCUGCUGGCCUUCCUCUUCCUGUUCUCCUUUGCCACGGUGUUCGGCAACUCCCUGGUCAUACUGGCCGUCAUCCGGGAGCGGUACUUGCACACGGCCACCAACUACUUCAUCACCAGCCUGGCGGUGGCCGACUGCCUGGUGGGUCUGGUGGUCAUGCCCUUCUCGGCGCUCUACGAGGUGCUGGAGAACACGUGGUUCUUCGGCACGGACUGGUGCGACAUCUGGCGCUCCCUGGACGUGCUCUUCAGCACCGCCUCCAUACUGAAUCUGUGCGUGAUCUCACUGGACCGCUACUGGGCCAUCACGGAUCCCUUCAGCUAUCCCAUGAGGAUGACGGUGAAGCGGGCCGCCGGUCUGAUAGCCGCCGUGUGGAUCUGCUCCAGUGCCAUUAGCUUUCCGGCCAUCGUGUGGUGGCGGGCGGCGAGGGAUGGCGAGAUGCCCGCCUACAAGUGCACCUUCACCGAGCACCUGGGCUACCUGGUCUUCUCGUCGACGAUAUCCUUCUACCUGCCGCUGCUGGUGAUGGUGUUCACCUACUGUCGCAUCUACAGGGCAGCCGUCAUCCAGACGCGAUCACUCAAGAUUGGCACCAAGCAGGUGCUCAUGGCCUCCGGCGAACUGCAGCUCACAUUGCGCAUUCAUCGUGGCGGCACCACGCGGGAUCAGCAAAAUCAGGUUUCCGGCGGAGGAGGUGGCGGAGGAGGAGGCGGCGGUGGCGGAGGAUCACUGAGCCACUCGCACUCCCAUUCGCAUCACCAUCAUCACAAUCACGGCGGUGGCACGACGACCUCCACGCCGGAGGAGCCGGACGAUGAGCCACUAUCCGCACUGCACAACAACGGACUGGCCCGCCAUCGGCACAUGGGCAAGAACUUCUCGCUGUCCAGGAAGCUGGCCAAGUUCGCCAAGGAGAAGAAGGCGGCCAAGACGCUGGGCAUCGUGAUGGGCGUGUUCAUCAUCUGCUGGCUGCCCUUCUUCGUGGUCAACCUGCUGUCCGGGUUCUGCAUCGAGUGCAUCGAGCACGAGGAGAUCGUCUCGGCCAUCGUCACCUGGCUCGGCUGGAUCAACUCCUGCAUGAAUCCUGUGAUCUACGCCUGCUGGAGCAGGGACUUUCGCAGGGCCUUUGUGCGUCUGCUGUGCAUGUGCUGUCCUCGCAAGAUUCGCCGCAAGUACCAGCCCACGAUGCGUUCCAAGUCGCAGUGUCACGUGGCCGCUGCAAUGGUGGCCGCCUCCACCUCCUUCGGCUACCACUCGGUGAACCAGAUCGACCGGACGAUCAUGUGACGGCAGCUGAGCAGUUGCAGCACCUGCAGCGGUGGCAGCAACUGCGGCGGAUCCCGGUCCGCCCACCACCAGCACCACUCCUCGGGCACGGCCACGCCCUCGUCCUCGCAGCGAUCCUGCACCAGAUGCCAGAGCUUCCACCGCCACCACCACCGCUCCCGGCGCCGCAGCUCGGGGAUGCAGUUGCGCGGCGACUACAACUCCACCACGGCGGUGAACAGCGCCCUGGCCAAGACCAUAGUCACCAUCAGUGCGCCUCCGGUGGCGGCUGCCUCGGCCAGUUCCCUGCACCUGGGCGUCGGCGGACGUCCUUCCUCGGUGUCCACCCUAACGAUCGCCUCGGUGCCGCCCACUUUGACUGGCAGUGGCAGUGGAAGUGGGGCCACCACUCCGCUGGCACCCAGUCUCAAGGCCCUGACCCCGGGACCCGCCAACUCGUCGGGUCACCACGUGUCCUUCAUGCCCAUGACGGGCAUGAAACGGUUGCGCAGCUCGAACGCCUCGCUGGGAUCUGCGAAUGGCAUCAUCAGCUCUGUGGGCGGAGCAGACACCACCUCGGCGCCCUCGCUCAUCGAUGCCGGUGAGGAGCAGGUCCAGGUCCAGAUGAGGAACCACCACAGGAUCCUGGAGCAGUGCCAGAGUGUCCAGAGCCAGAUAACUACGCUGGGCGACGUGGAGGACGACGAGGAGGCCAGCGACAGCGAGAGCGAGAGCAUCGGACUCGCUCUGGUGGAGACCACGCCCCAGCUGGAGAGCCAGCCCGUGGAGGCAUCGAGUUCCUCCAGCUCCUCGGUCAAGUAA